Salarias fasciatus (jewelled blenny) is the source of this 1115-nucleotide messenger RNA. RefSeq names its product lectin, mannose-binding 2-like a (gene lman2la). Bases 60 to 1085 code for a protein of 341 amino acids. Lineage: Eukaryota; Metazoa; Chordata; Actinopteri; Blenniiformes; Blenniidae. The record is from RefSeq and is a predicted model, not a curated record. Gene Ontology annotation, molecular function: D-mannose binding. Gene Ontology annotation, biological process: endoplasmic reticulum to Golgi vesicle-mediated transport. The transcript has 9 exons. Gene Ontology annotation, cellular component: Golgi membrane; endoplasmic reticulum membrane; COPII-coated ER to Golgi transport vesicle.
UGGCCGCCGCCAGCCGGAGGAGUCGCCUCCCGUCCAGAGUCACGUCCAGGAGGAAAAGAAUGCCUUUUAAAUCUCCCUUCACGCUGGUUCUCGUCGUCCUGACAGCGAGCCGAUGUUUCGCCGACGACGACCACGAGAUGGAGGAGUUCCUGAAGCGGGAGUUCUCCCUGACGAAGCCCUACCAAGGUGUGGGCUCCUUUGGCUCCUCCCACUGGGAGCUGAUGGGCGAUGCCAUGGUAACCACGGAGCAGGUGCGCCUCACGGCUGACAUGCAGAGCCGGCAGGGGGCGGUGUGGAGCCGCAUCCCGUGCCAUCUGAAGGACUGGGAGAUGCAAGUGCACUUCAAAGUUCACGGACAGGGAAAGAAGAACCUGAACGGCGACGGCCUGGCCAUCUGGUACACCAAGGAGCGCAUGCAGAAAGGCCCGGUGUUUGGAAACAUGGACAACUUCACCGGUCUGGGAGUGUUCGUGGACACGUACCCCAACGAGGAGAAACACUUAGAGGCGCAGAAGAAGAGGUACACCAGCCGCACACAGAGGAUCUUCCCCUUCAUCCUGGCCAUGGUGGGGAACGGCAGCAUCAGCUACGACCACGAGCGGGACGGCCGGCCCACCGAGCUGGGCGGCUGCAACGCCAUGGUGCGCAACCUGAAGCACGACACCUUCCUCUUCAUCCGCUACAUCCGCCGCAGGCUCACGGUGAUGAUCGAUAUCGACGGGCAGCACGAGUGGAGGGACUGCCUGGACAUACCCGGGGUGCGGCUGCCGCGGGGCUACUACUUCGGCGCCACGGCGAUCACCGGAGACCUGUCAGACAACCACGACAUCGUCUCCCUGAAGCUCUACCAGCUGACGGUGCUGCGCAGCAAGAAGGAGGAGGAAGAGGAGGAGGAGGAGGAGAUCACCAUACCCAGUGUGGAUAACAUGGAGCUGCUGCGGAGUGGCGACGGCGAGGAGGGGAUGAGCAGCAUCGCCCUCUUCUUCACCGUGCUCUUCUCCAUGCUGGGCUGCAUCUUCCUCCUCAUCAUCGGCCUGGUGGUGUACAGCCACUGGAGCGAGAGCCGCCGAAAGCGCUUCUACUGAGCGGCGCCGGGACGGCACCGGACGCCGCCG